Diprion similis is the source of this 983-nucleotide messenger RNA. Its product is annotated as lachesin-like. The record is from RefSeq and is a predicted model, not a curated record. Gene Ontology annotation, cellular component: neuron projection membrane. The transcript is spliced from 4 exons. Bases 210 to 611 code for a protein of 133 amino acids. Gene Ontology annotation, biological process: synapse organization. Lineage: Eukaryota; Metazoa; Arthropoda; Insecta; Hymenoptera; Diprionidae.
AUACGAUAUUUUGGUUGUGAAAUAAGUUGUUGGUACGUUAAUAUGUCAGACAAAUUAUAACAUCGUAACGAAUAUGUGUAGCUCAAUUUCGGCCUUGAGUGGUGAGAGAUAGCGAACAACAGGCUGAACGUGAACUUUGUCUCAUUCGUUAAACGAUCGUUCGCUAGUCAUCCUCGUUCGUGUUGUGUAUACGAUCGCGGCUUCAUACGAUGAAUUCCUUUUACGUGUACCUGGUCUUUCUAGCCGUGACCCUACGGAUAGCCACGUCGCACGACCAGCCAGCUAUCACUUACAUUUCGCCGAAACAAAUUAAAGAGGUCCGAGAUACUGUGAGCCUGUCAUGUGUCGCUGAUAAUGUUGUGGAUAUUCCUGUUCUUUGGACGAAGGUCGCUGAAGAUACCAUAUACAUAUCAAGCGGAAGUGCACUUCUUGUUUCUGAUAACCGUUAUUCAGUUACUACACACCGUAACGCAACAUCUUCGGAGUUUACUUUGACGAUCUCUCAUCUUCAAUUAGAAGACGCCGGACUCUAUAAAUGUGUAUUAUCCACCGGUCCUAACAACCGACCUUCUGCCGAUAUGGAAUUAAAUGUUCGCCAUCCAUCGCAGUGAUGAUCUAUCGAAAUUUCGAAAAAAUCUUAUUGGGCCUCUUAUCUGGAUAGAUGAAUUAUAUUUAGAAGAAAUUGAACUUUGAUUUUGAGCAAUCAAUUGGUUUACAAUUUCAUAUACAUCAAAGUACUUAUUUGCAGUGUACCGUAAAUAUUUGUAUUCUCUGCACUUAACAUGAUAACUCAUAAAAAAUGACCUAAAUAAUACAUCAAUCUGUAUAUUCCAAUAACAGUCCCAAGAUUUUCACUGCUCAGUUAUGGUAUAUCUUAUAUUUUUAGAUUAUCGGAAACAUCAAAACAUCAUUGAACUCGGUUAUUCUCGAACUCCCACGUUGACGUCAUAUAACAACCCAGGGCUAUUCAGCUGCCCUACCUC